Messenger RNA from Oryctolagus cuniculus (rabbit), 14714 nucleotides. It is a transcript of the gene HSPG2, whose product is annotated as heparan sulfate proteoglycan 2. Gene Ontology annotation, cellular component: neuron projection. Gene Ontology annotation, molecular function: protein binding; calcium ion binding. The record is from RefSeq and is a predicted model, not a curated record. NCBI's taxonomy places the organism in Eukaryota, Metazoa, Chordata, Mammalia, Lagomorpha, Leporidae.
GCGGGGGCGGUGGGAGCGGGCCGCGCCGUCCCGAGGACUCCCGAGGCCAGCGAGCGGGCGGCUGCGGGCGGCGCCGAGCGAGCGAGCGAGCGACGGAGCGGCGCGGGCCUGGCCAUGGGGCGGCGGGCGGCGGGCACGCUGCUGCUGGCGUUGCUGCUGCACGGGCGGCUGCUCGCGGUGGCCCACGGGCUGAGGGCAUAUGAGGGCUUGUCUCUGCCCGAGGACACAGAGACCGUCACAGAGGGCCGAGCCGGCUGGAGCUAUUCCUACCUGUCUGAUGACGAGGACCUGCUGGCUGAUGAUGCCUCUGGAGAUGGCCUGGGCAGCGGGGACCUGGGCAGUGGGGACUUCCAGAUGGUGUACUUCCGGGCCCUGGUGAAUUUCACGCACUCCAUCGAGUACAGCCCUCGGCUGGAGGAUGCAGGCUCCAGGGAGUUCCGGGAGGUGUCGGAUGCCGUGGUGGACAAGCUGGAGAUGGAGUACGCGAAGAUUCCUGGAGACCAGGUGGUCAGCGUGGUGUUCAUCAAGGAGCUGGACGGCUGGGUCUUUGUGGAGCUGGACGUGGGCUCAGAAGGCAAUGCGGAUGGCGCCCAGAUUCAGGACGUGCUGCACAGGGUCGUCUCCGGCGGUGCCAUCGCCUCCUACGUCACGUCCCCCCAGGGGUUCCAGUUCCGACGCCUGGGCACCGUGCCCCAGAUCCCGAGGGUCUGCACCGAGGCCGAGUUUGCCUGCCACAGCCACAACGAGUGUGUGGCCCUGGAGUAUCGCUGUGACCGGCGGCCCGACUGCAGGGACAUGUCGGAUGAGCUCAACUGCGAGGAGCCGAUCCCAGCGCUCAGCACCACGAAGCCCUUUUUGGAGACACCGUCUUUCCCGCCCCAGCCAGAGGUCGCCACACAGCGGCCACCAGACAUGGCCAUUCCCCAGCCUCUGUUCCCCAGUCUAGGCAGGCCUGAGCCCUGUGGGCCCCAGGAGGCUGCAUGCCACAGCGGGCACUGCAUCCCCAAAGACUACGUCUGUGACGGGCAGGAAGACUGCACGGAUGGCAGCGACGAGCUGGACUGCGGCCCCACACCGCCCUGUGAGCCCAAUGAGUUCCCCUGCGGAAACGGGCACUGUGCCCUCAAGCUGUGGCGCUGCGAUGGCGACUUUGACUGUGAGGACCGCACCGACGAGGCCAACUGCCCUGCCAAGCGUCCCGAGGAGGUGUGUGGCCCCACCCAGUUCCGCUGCGUGUCCACCAGUACUUGCAUCCCAGCCAGCUUCCACUGUGAUGAGGAGAGCGACUGUCCCGACCGCAGCGACGAGUUUGGCUGCAUGCCCCCGCAGGUGGUGACCCCUCCCCAGGAGUCGAUCCAGGCUUCGCGGGGCCAGACAGUGACCUUCACUUGUGUGGCCAUUGGGGUCCCCACCCCCAUCAUCAACUGGAGGCUCAACUGGGGCCACAUCCCCUCUCACCCCAGGGUGACAAUGACCAGCGAGGGCGGCCGUGGCACCCUGAUCAUUCGCGAUGUGAAGGAGUCAGACCAGGGUGCUUACACCUGUGAGGCCAUGAACGCCCGGGGCAUGGUGUUCGGCAUCCCUGACGGCGUCCUGGAGCUCAUCCCGCAGCGAGGCCCCUGCCCCGACGGGCAUUUCUACCUGGAGCCCAGCGCCUCCUGCCUGCCCUGCUUCUGCUUCGGGGUCACCAACGUGUGCCAGAGCAGCCGCCGCUUCCGCCACCAGAUCCACCUGCGCUUUGACCAGCCCGGCGACUUCAAGGGUGUGAACGUGACGAUGCCCGCGCAGCCCGGCAUGCCGCCCCUGUCCUCCACCCAGCUGCACAUCGACACCGCCCUGCAGGAGUUCCAGCUGGUCGACCUGUCCCGUCGCUUCCUCGUCCACGACUCCUUCUGGGCUCUGCCUGAGCAGUUCCUGGGCAACAAAGUGGACUCCUAUGGCGGCUCCCUGCGCUACAAGGUGCGCUAUGACCUGGCACGUGGCAUGCUAGAGCCGGUGCAGCGGCCAGACGUGGUCCUCGUGGGUGCUGGGUAUCGCCUGCUCUCCCGAGGCCACACGCCCACCCAACCCGGUGCCCUGAACCAGCGCCAGGUCCAGCUCUCUGAGGAGCACUGGGUCCACGAGUCUGGACGGCCAGUGCAGCGGGCGGAGAUGCUGCAGGUACUGCAGAGCCUGGAGGCCGUGCUCAUCCAGACCGUGUACAACGCCAAGAUGGCCAGCGUGGGGCUGAGCGACAUCAGCAUGGACACCACCGUCACCUAUGCCACCAGCCACGGCCGCGCACACAGUGUGGAGGAGUGCAGAUGCCCCGUCGGCUAUUCCGGCUUGUCCUGCGAGAGCUGCGCUGCCCACUUCACCCGGGUACCCGGUGGGCCUUACCUGGGCACCUGCUCUGGCUGCAACUGCAAUGGCCAUGCCAGCUCCUGUGACCCUGUGUACGGCCACUGCCUGAACUGUCAGCACAACACGGAGGGACCGCAGUGCAACAAGUGCAAGGCCGGCUUCUUUGGGGACGCGACCAAGGCCACGGCCACUGCCUGCCGGCCCUGCCCUUGCCCGUACAUCGAUGCCUCCCGCAGAUUCUCGGACACUUGCUUCCUGGACACGGAUGGCCAAGCCACAUGUGACGCGUGUGCCCCUGGCUACACAGGCCGCCGCUGUGAGAGCUGUGCCCCCGGAUAUGAGGGCAACCCCAUCCAGCCGGGCGGGAAGUGCAGGCCCACCACCCAGCAGCUUGUGCGCUGUGAUGAACGAGGCAGCCUGGGGACCGCCGGGGAGGCCUGCCAGUGUAAGCUCGCAGCUCUGUGCCCGCAGAACAACGUGGUGGGGCGGCUGUGCAAUGAGUGUGCCGACGGCUCAUUCCACCUGAGCACGCAAAACCCCGACGGCUGCCUCAGGUGCUUCUGCAUGGGGGUCAGUCGCCAGUGUUCCAGCUCUUCCUGGAGCCGCGCCCAGGUGCUGGGGGCCUCCGAGGAGCCCGCGCAGUUCAGCCUGACCAACGCUGCGGGCACCCACACCACCAGCGAGGGCAUCGCCUCCCCCACAGCCGGGGAGCUGCUCUUCUCCUCCUUCCACAGCCUCCUGCAGGGACCCUACUUCUGGAGCCUCCCUCCGCGCUUCCGGGGAGACAAGGUGACCUCCUACGGGGGAGAGCUGCGUUUCACAGUGACCCAGCAGCCCCAGCCCGGCUCCCCGCCGCUGCACGGGCAGCCCCUGGUGGUUCUGCAGGGCAACAGUAUCACCUUGGAGCAUCGCACCUCCCAGGAACCUGUCCCCGGCCAGCCCAGCUCCUUCACUAUACCCUUCCGGGAGCAAGCAUGGCAGCGGCCUGACGGGCAGCCAGCCACACGGGAGCACCUGCUGAUGGCACUGGCGGGCAUUGACGCGCUCCUGAUCCGGGCAUCCUACAGCCAGCGGCCGGCCGAGAGCAGGGUGUCUGGCAUCAGCAUGGAUGUGGCUGUGCCCGAGGGCACUGGCCAGGACCCUGCACUAGAAGUGGAGCAGUGUACCUGUCCACCUGGGUACCGUGGCCCGUCCUGCCAGGACUGUGACACAGGCUACACACGCAUGCCCAGCGGCCUCUACCUGGGCACCUGCGAACGCUGCAGCUGCCACGGCCACUCGGAGGCCUGCGAGCCUGAGACAGGUGCCUGCCAGGGCUGCCAGCACCAUACAGAGGGCCCUCGGUGCCAGCAGUGCCAGCCAGGAUACUAUGGGGAUGCCCAGCAGGGGACACCACAGGACUGCCAGCCUUGCCCGUGCUACGGAGCCCCUGCUGCCGGCCAGGCUGCUCACACGUGCUUCCUGGACACUGAUGGCCACCCCACCUGCGACGCCUGCUCCCCGGGCCACAGCGGGCGGCUCUGUGAGAGGUGUGCCCCCGGCUACCACGGCAACCCCAGCCAGGGCCAGCCGUGCCAGAGAGACGGCCAGGUGCCAGAGCCCAUAGGCUGUGGCUGUGACCCCCAGGGCAGCGUCAGCAGCCAGUGUGAUGCCACUGGCCAGUGCCAGUGCAAGGCCCAGGUCGAAGGCCUCACCUGCAGCCACUGCCGGCCCCACCACUUCCACCUGAGUGCCAGCAACCCCGACGGCUGCCUGCCCUGCUUCUGCAUGGGCGUCACCCAGCAGUGCGCCAGCUCCUCCUACACGCGCCACCUGAUCUCCAGCCGCUUUGCUCCUGGCGACUUCCAAGGCUUUGCCCUGGUGAACCCUCAGCGCAACAGCCGCCUGACGGGAGGCUUCACCGUGGAACCCGCGCCCGAGGGGGCCCAGCUCUCUUUCGGCAACUUCGCCCACCUCGGCCAGGAGCCCUUCUAUUGGCAGCUGCCGGACGCAUACCAGGGAGACAAGAGGGAGGCUGACUUCGUGCGGAUGCGCCGGGCUCACCAGAACCGCACGUCCCUCUCAGAGGAGCAGUGGCGGGCAGCUGUGGCAGCUGGGAGGAUCCUGGGGCCCCCAGAGGGCAGAGGCUGGGCACGGCAGGCAUCACAGGUGGACGAGGCCCAGAGGCGCGUGGACGCCGAGAUCUGGCAGCUGCUUUCCAGCUUUGCUGCCCGCCCCCGACCCCCUCCCCGGGGACCCUCCACCCACUCCCGGCCUGCCGCAGCCCUGAGAGCCGCUCCCCACUCCUCCUCCCUCCCCUCCUCCUUCUCCUCCUCUUCCUCUUCCUCCUCCUCCUCUCUGUCUCCUCCAGCAGGCCCCCAGUUCGCUCUCUCCUACGAAGGCUUCUCUCUGCUCCCUGGGAGCCUCUAUUACUGGCAGCUGCCCCAGGCCUUCCUGAGGGACAAGGUGGCGGCUUACGGCGGGAAACUGCGCUACACCCUCUCCUACACGGCGGGACCGCAGGGCAGCCCCCUCUCUGACCCUGACAUCCAGAUCACGGGUAACAACAUCAUGCUGGUAGCCUCCCAGCCUCCCCCGCAGGGCGCUGAGAGGAGGAGCUAUGAGAUCGUCUUCAGAGAGGAAUUCUGGCGCCGGCCUGACGGGCAGCCAGCCACCCGCGAGCACCUCCUGAUGGCGCUGGCCGACCUGGACGAGAUCCUGGUGCGCGCCACGUUCUCCUCCGUGCCGCUUGCAGCCAGCAUCAGCGCUGUCAGCCUGGAAGUCGCCCAGCCCGGGCCCUCAGACGGACCCCGGGCCCUUGAAGUGGAGGAGUGCCGCUGUCCCCCGGGCUACGUGGGCCUGUCCUGCCAGGACUGUGCCCCUGGCUACACGCGCACUGGGAGUGGGCUCUACCUCGGCCACUGCGAGCUGUGUGAAUGCAAUGGCCACUCAGACGUGUGCCACCCAGAGACCGGGGCCUGCUCGCAAUGCCAGCACAACGCCGCCGGGGAGUUCUGCGAGCUGUGUGCCCCCGGCUACUACGGAGACGCCACGGCCGGGACGCCUGAGGACUGCCAGCCCUGUGCCUGCCCACUGACCAAUCCGGAGAACAUGUUCUCCCGCACCUGUGAGAGCCUGGGAGGCAAUGGGUACCGCUGCACAGCCUGUGAGCCCGGCUACACCGGCCAGUACUGCGAGCAGUGCGCCCCAGGUUAUGUGGGUAACCCCAACGUGCAAGGGGGCCGGUGCCUGCCCCAGGCAGACCAAGCCCCGCUGGUGGUCCAGGUCCACCCUGCUCGGAGUGUCGUGCCCCAGGGCGGCCCCUACUCCCUGCGGUGCCAGGUCAGUGGGAGCCCCCCACACUACUUCUACUGGUCCCGUGAGGACGGGCGGCCUGUGCCCAGCAGCACCCAGCAGCGACAUCAAGGCUCCGAGCUCCACUUCCCCAGUGUCCAGCCCUCGGACGCCGGGGUCUACAUUUGCACCUGCCGUAAUCUCCACCAUGCCAACAGCAGCCGGGCAGAGCUGCUGGUCACUGAGGCUCCGAGCAAACCCAUCACAGUGACUGUGGAGGAGCAGCGGAGCCAGAGCGUGCGCCCCGGGGCCGACGUCACCUUCAUCUGCACUGCCAAAAGCAAGUCCCCAGCCUACACGCUGGUGUGGACCCGCCUGCACAACGGCAAGCUGCCCUCGCGAGCCAUGGAUUUCAAUGGCAUCCUGACCAUCCGUGGCGUGCAGCCGAGUGACGCGGGCACCUACGUGUGCACUGGCUCCAACAUGUUCGCCAUGGACCAGGGCACCGCCACACUGCACGUGCAGGCCUCGCCCACCUCGUCUGCCCCCACGGUCUCCAUCCACCCCCCGCAGCUCACGGUGCAGCCCGGCCAGAUGGCCGAGUUCCGCUGCAGCGCCACCGGGAACCCCAUGCCCAACCUCGAGUGGAUAGGGGGCCCCGGCGGCCAGCUCCCUCAGAAGGCCGAAGUCCGCGGCGGCAUCCUGCGCCUGCCGGCCGUCGAGCCCUCCGAUCAGGCGCCGUACCUGUGCAGAGCCCAUAACAGCGCCGGGCAGCACGUGGCCAGGGCCGUGCUCCACGUCCACGGGGGCAGUGGUCCUCGGGUCCAGGUGAGCCCAGAGAGGACACAGGUACACGAAGGCCACACCGUGAGGCUGUACUGCAGGGCUGCUGGGGUGCCCAGUGCCACCAUCACCUGGAGGAAGGAAGGGGGCAGCCUCCCCCCACAGGCCCGGUCUGAGCGCACGGACAUCGCCACGCUGCUCAUCCCAGCCAUCACCGCCGCCGACGCCGGCUUCUACCUCUGUGUGGCCACCAGCCCUGCAGGCACUGCCCAGGCCCGCAUCCAGGUGGUCGUCCUUACAGCCUCAGGCGACAGCUCACCGCCUCCGGUCAGGAUCGAGUCCUCCUCGCCAUCCGUGACAGAAGGACAGACACUCGACCUCAACUGCGUGGUGGCAGGGUCGGCCCACACCCAGGUCACGUGGUACAGGCGAGGGGCCAGCCUGCCUCCCCGCUCACAGGUGCACGGCUCCCGGCUGCGGCUCCCUCAGGUCUCCCCCGCUGAUUCGGGAGAAUACGUGUGCCGAGUGGAGAACGGCUCGGGCCCCAAGGAGGCCACCAUCACCAUCUCUGUCCUCCGCGGCACCCAUACAGGCCCCAGCCAUGCCCCAGCUCCAGGCAGCACCCAGCCCAUCCGCAUCGAGUCCUCCUCCUCCCACGUGGCCGAAGGGCAGACGCUGGAUCUGAACUGUGUGGUGCCCGGGCAGGCCCACGCCCAGGUCACGUGGCAUAGGCGUGGGGGCAGCCUCCCCGCCCGGCACCAGACCCACGGCUCACUGCUGCGGCUGCACCAGGUGUCCCCCGCCGAUUCGGGCGAGUACGUGUGCCGCGUGCUUCUGGGUUCGGAGCACCUAGAGACCUCUGUCCUGGUCUCCAUCGAGGCUUCGGGCUCCAUGCCUGCCCCAGGACCUAUCCCACCUGUCCGGAUCGAGUCUUCUUCCUCCACGGUGGCCGAGGGGCAGACCCUGGAUCUGAGCUGCGUGGUGGCUGGACAGGCCCACGCCCAGGUCACGUGGUACAAGCGCGGGGGAAGCCUACCCGCCCGGCACCAGGUCCGCGGCUCCCGCCUGUACAUCUUCCAGACCUCCCCUGCCGAUGCUGGGGAGUAUGUUUGCCGGGCCAGCAAUGGUGCGGAGGCCUCCAUCACCGUCACAGUAACCAGGACCCAGGGGGCCAACUUUGCCUACCCCCCUGGCACCCAGCCCAUCCGCAUCGAGUCCUCCUCCUCCCACGUGGCCGAGGGGCAGACGCUGGAUCUGAACUGCGUGGUGCCUGGCCAGGCCCACGCCCAGGUCACGUGGCACAAGCGUGGGGGCAGCCUCCCUGCCCGGCACCAGACCCACGGCUCGCUGCUGCGGCUGCACCAGGUGUCCCCUGCCGACUCAGGCGAGUAUGUGUGCCGCGUGCUGGGGGGCUCCGUGCCCCUGGAGUCCUCCGUCCUGGUCACCAUUGAGCCUGCAGACUCUGUGCCUGCACACGGAGUCACACCCCCAGUCCGGAUUGAGUCAUCGUCCUCCCACGUGGCCGAGGGGCAGACCCUGGAUCUGAACUGCGUGGUGCCUGGCCAGGCCCAUGCCCAGGUCACGUGGCACAAGCGUGGGGGCAGCCUCCCCGCCCGGCACCAGGUACAUGGCUCAAGGCUGCGGCUGCCCCAGGUGACCCCAGCCGACUCCGGGGAGUACGUGUGUCGUGUGGUCAGCAGCUCGGGCACCCAGGAAGCCUCAGUCCUCGUCACCAUCCAGCGGCGCCUGGGCCCCUCUCACCCCCAGGGUGUGGUGUACCCCGUCCGUAUCGAGUCCUCCUCCGCCUCGCUGGCCAAUGGCAAUACCCUGGACCUUAACUGCCUGGUUGCCAGCCAAGCCCCUCAUACCAUCACCUGGUACAAGCGUGGAGGCAGCUUACCCAGUCGGCACCAGAUCGUGGGCUCCCGGCUGCGGAUCCCCCAGGUGACCCCCGCGGACUCUGGCGAGUACGUGUGCCACGUCAGUAACGGGGCCGCUUCCCAGGAGACUUCGCUCAUCGUCACCAUCCAGGGCAGUGGCCCCCCCCACGUGCCCAGCGUCUCCCCGCCCAUCAGGAUCGAGUCCUCGUCCCCCACCGUGGUGGAAGGCCAGACCUUGGAUCUGAACUGCGUGGUCGCCGGGCAGCCGCAGGCUACCAUCACGUGGUACAAGCGUGGGGGCAGCCUUCCCUCCCGACACCAGACCCACGGCUCCCACCUGCGCUUGCACCACAUGUCUGUGGCCGACUCGGGCGAGUACGUGUGCCGGGCCAACAACAACAUCGAUGCCCAGGAGGCCUCCAUCAUGGUCUCCGUCUCCCCCAGCCCUAGCAACCCCUCUGCCCCCGGCGCCGCCACGCCCAUCAGAAUCGAGUCCUCCUCCUCCCACGUGGCCGAAGGGCAGACCUUGGAUCUGAACUGCGUGGUCCCUGGGCAGGCCCACGCCCAGGUCAUGUGGUACAAACGUGGAGGCAGCCUCCCCACUCACCAUCAGACCCACGGCUCCCAUCUGCGGCUGUACCAGGUGUCCCCAGCCGACUCGGGCCAGUACGUGUGCCGUGUGCUGGGCAGUUCUGGCCCUCUGGAGGCCUCGGUCCUGGUCACCAUCGAGGCCUCUGACGCUAACCCUGUCCGCAUCCCUGCCCCUGGCGGAGCCCCACCCAUCCGCAUCGAGACCUCUUCCUCCCACGUGGCCGAAGGGCAGACCCUGGAUCUGAACUGCGUGGUACCUGGCCAGGCGCACGCCCAGGUCACGUGGCAUAGGCGUGGGGGCAGCCUCCCCGCUGGGCACCAGGUUCACGGCCACAUCCUGAGGCUGAACCAGGUAUCCCCAGCCGACUCUGGCGAGUACUCCUGCCGUGUGACCGGCAGCUCAGGCACCCUGGAGGCUUCUGUCCUGGUCUCCAUCGAACCCUCGAGCCCCAGCCCCAUUCCUGCCCCAGGACUGGCCCAGCCCAUCCACAUCGAGGCCUCCUCCUCCCACGUGGCCGAGGGGCAGACGCUGGACCUGAACUGCGUGGUGCCCGGGCAGGCCCACGCCCAGGUCACGUGGUACAAGCGCGGAGGCAGCCUCCCUGCCCGGCACCAGACCCAUGGCUCCCGGCUACGGCUCCACCACGUGUCCCCCGCCGACUCAGGCGAGUACGUGUGCCGAGUGGCAGGCGGCUCGGGCCCUGAGCAGGAGGCCUCCUUCACAGUCACUGUCCCGCCCAGCGAGGGGUCUUCUUACCGCCUUAGGAGCCCGGUCAUCUCCAUCGACCCGCCCAGCAGCACCGUGCAGCAGGGCCAAGAUGCCAGCUUCAAGUGCCUCAUCCACGACGGGGCCACCCCCAUCAGCCUGGAGUGGAAGACGCGGAACCAGGAACUGGAAGACAACGUCCACAUCAGCCCCAAUGGCUCCGUCAUCACCAUCGUGGGCACCCGGCCCAGCAACCACGGGGCCUACCGCUGUGUGGCCUCCAACGCCUAUGGCGUGGCCCAGAGUGUCGUGAACCUCAGUGUGCACGGGCCCCCUACAGUGUCCGUGCUCCCCGAGGGCUCCGUGCGAGUGAAAAUGGGAAAGGAUGUGACCCUGGAGUGUGUCAGCAGCGGGGAGCCCCGCUCCUCCGCUCGCUGGACCCGGGUGGGAUACCCCGCAAGGCUGGAGCCACGGACGUACGGGAUGGUGGACAGUCACGCGGUGCUCAAGAUUUCAUCAGUUAAACCAUCAGACGCGGGCACCUACGUGUGCCUAGCGCAGAAUGCACUGGGCACAGCACGGAAGGAAGUGGAGGUGAUCGUGGACACGGGCACCUCGGCCCCAGGCGCCCCCCAGGUCCAGGUGGAAGAAGUGGAGCUGACCGUGGAGGCUGGACACACAGCCACCCUGCGCUGCUCGGCCUCAGGCAGCCCCACACCCACCAUCCAGUGGUCCAAGCUGCGCUCCCCACUGCCCUGGCAGCACCGGCUGGAAGGCAACACCCUGCUCAUCCCCCGGGUCGCCCAGCAGGACUCGGGCCAGUACAUCUGCAACGCCACCAGCCCUCUGGGGCACGCCGAGGCCACCGUCAUCCUGCAUGUAGAGAGCCCACCGUAUGCCACCGUAGUCCCGGAGCACGCCUCGGUGCGGGCUGGAGAGAGAGUGCAGCUGCAGUGCCUGGCACACGGCACGCCCCCGCUCACCUUCCAGUGGAGCCGCAUGGACGGCAGCCUCCCCGGGCGGGCAGCUGCCAGCAAGGAGUUGCUGCACUUCGAGCCCGCGGCCCCUGAGGACUCAGGUCGCUACCGCUGCCAGGUCUCCAACAAGGUGGGCUUGGCCGAAGCCUUUGCCCAGGUGCUCGUUCAAGGUCCCUCCGACACCCUCCCUGACACGGCCACCCCAGCAGGAGCCCCGCCCACCGUGCAGGUCACCCCUCAGCAGGAGACCAGGAGCAUUGGGGCCAGCGUGGAGUUCCACUGCGCAGUGCCCAGCGACCGGGGCACCCAGCUCCGUUGGUUCAAGGAAGGGGGCCAGCUGCCUCCCGGCCACAGCGUGCAAGACGGGGUGCUCCGAAUCCAGAACCUAGACCAGAGCUGCCAAGGGACAUAUGUCUGCCAGGCCCAUGGACCUUGGGGACAGGCCCAGGCCAGUGCCCAGCUGGUCGUCCAAGCCCUGCCCUCCGUGCUCAUCAACAUCCGGACCUCCGUGCAGACCGUGGUGGUCGGCCAUGCUGUGGAGUUCGAGUGCAUGGCGCGGGGUGACCCCAAGCCUCAGGUGACAUGGAGCAAAGUCGGAGGGCGCCUGCGGCCCGGCAUCGUGCAGAGCGGCAGCGUCAUCAGGAUCCCCCACGUGGAGCUGGCCGACGCCGGACAGUACCGCUGCACCGCCACCAACGCCGCCGGCACCACGCAGUCCCAUGUGCUGUUGCUCGUGCAAGCCUUGCCCCAGAUCUCCACACCCCCAGAAGUCCGUGUGCCUGCUGGCUCUGCAGCUGUCUUCCCCUGCAUGGCCUCGGGCUACCCCACACCCGACAUCACCUGGAGCAAGCUGGACGGCAGCCUGCCGCCCGACAGCCGCCUGGAGAACAACAUGCUGGUGCUGCCCUCGGUGCGGCCGCAGGAUGCCGGCACCUACAUCUGCACUGCCACCAACCGCCAGGGCAAGGUGAAAGCUUUCGCCCAUCUGCAGGUACCAGAGCGGGUGGUGCCCUACUUCACCCAGACCCCCUACUCCUUCCUGCCGCUGCCCACCAUCAAGGAUGCUUACAGGAAGUUUGAGAUCAAGAUCACCUUCCGGCCGGACUCAGCCGACGGCCUUCUUCUCUACUCGGGGAUGCUACUGUACAAUGGGCAGAAGCGGACCCCAGGGAGCCCCACCAACCUGGCCAACAGGCAGCCCGACUUCAUCUCCUUCGGCCUUGUGGGCGGAAGACCCGAGUUCCGGUUUGACGCAGGCUCCGGCAUGGCCACCAUCCGCCACCCCACCCCGCUGGCCCUGGGCCAGUUCCACACUGUGACCCUGCUGCGCAGCCUCACCCAGGGCUCCCUGAUCGUGGGCAACCUGGCCCCUGUCAACGGGACCUCCCAGGGCAAGUUCCAGGGCCUGGACCUGAACGAGGAGCUCUAUCUAGGCGGCUACCCUGACUACGGGGCCAUCCCCAAGGCAGGCCUGACCAGCGGCUUUGUAGGCUGUGUCCGGGAGCUGCGUAUCCAGGGCGAGGAGAUCAUCUUCCAUGACCUCAACCUCACCGCGCACGGCAUCUCCCACUGCCCGACCUGUCGGGACCGGCCCUGCCAGAACGGGGGCCAGUGCCACGACUCGGAGAGCAGCAGCUAUGUGUGCGUAUGCCCGGCUGGCUUCACCGGGAGCCGCUGUGAGCACUCGCAGGCCCUGCACUGCCACCCAGAGGCCUGUGGGCCAGACGCCACCUGUGUGAACCGGCCCGAUGGUCGGGGCUACACCUGCCGCUGCCACCUGGGCCGCUCGGGGCCGAGGUGUGAGGAAGGUGUGACAGUGACCACCCCCUCCAUGUCGGGCGCCGGCUCCUACCUGGCACUGCCCGCCCUCACCAACACACACCACGAGCUACGCCUGGACGUUGAGUUCAAGCCGCUGGCGCCCGAUGGGAUCUUGCUGUUCAGCGGGGGGAAGAGCGGGCCUGUGGAGGAUUUCGUGUCCCUGGCGAUGGCUGGUGGCCACCUGGAGUUCCGCUAUGAACUGGGGUCAGGGCUGGCUGUUCUGCGGAGCCCCGAGCCGCUGGCGCUGGGCCGCUGGCACCGCGUGUCUGCUGAGCGCCUCAACAAGGACGGCAGCCUGCGGGUGAACGGCGGCCGCCCCGUGCUCCGCUCCUCUCCCGGCAAGAGCCAGGGCCUCAACCUGCACACCCUCCUCUACCUGGGUGGCGUGGAGCCCUCCGUGCCGCUGUCCCCGGCCGCCAACGUCAGUGCUCACUUCCGCGGCUGCGUGGGCGAGGUGUCUGUGAACGGGAAGCGGCUGGACCUCACCUACAGCUUCCUCGGCAGCCAGGGCGUCGGGCAGUGCUACGACAGCUCCCCGUGUGAGCGCCAGCCUUGCCAGAACGGUGCCACCUGCAUGCCCGCUGGCGAGUACGAAUUCCAGUGCCUGUGUCGCGACGGCUUCAAAGGUGACCUCUGUGAGCAGGAGGAGAACCCUUGCCAGCUCCACGAGCCUUGUCUGCAUGGGGGCACCUGCCAGGGCACCCGCUGCCUCUGUCUCCCUGGCUUCUCGGGCCCACGCUGCCAGCAAGGUCCUGGACAUGGCCUCGCGGAGUCCGACUGGCACCUGGAAGGCAGCGGGGGCAGCGACGCCCCGGGCCAGUACAGCGCCUACUUCCACGACGGCGGCUUCCUGGCCCUCCCGGGACAUGUCUUCUCCAGAAGCCUGCCGGAGGUGCCCGAGACCAUCGAGCUGGAGGUUCGGACCAGCACAGCCAGCGGCCUCCUGCUCUGGCAGGGAGUGGAGAUGGGAGAGGCCAGCCGAGGCAAGGACUUCAUCGGCCUUGGGCUUCAGGAUGGGCACCUUGUCUUCAGCUACCAGCUGGGCAGUGGGGAGGCCCGCCUUGUCUCUGAGGACCCCAUCAAUGACGGCGAGUGGCAUCGGGUGACGGCGCUGCGAGAGGGCCGCCGAGGCUCCAUCCAGGUGGACGGUGAGGAGCUGGUCAGCGGCCAGUCCCCAGGCCGGAACGUGGCAGUCAACACCAAAGGCAGCGUCUACGUGGGCGGAGCCCCCGACGUGGCCGCUCUCACUGGAGGCAGGUUCUCCUCGGGCAUCACGGGCUGCAUCAAGAACCUGGUGCUGCACUCGGCCCGGCCCGGCGGCCCACCCCCACAGCCCCUGGACCUGCAGCACCGCGCCCAGGCUGGGGCCAACACGCGCCCCUGCCCCUCGUAGGCACCUGCCUGCCCCCAACGGACUCCCGGGCAGCGCCCAGCCCGACCAUGUCGAGUAUAUUAUUAUUAAUAUUAUUAUGAUGAUUUUUUGUAAGAAACCGAGGCGAUGCCACGCUUUGCUGCUACCGCCCUGGGCUGGACUGGAGGGGGGAUGACACCCCCACGCACACCUGGGCAAAGCCACAAGGCUGGUAGGCGGGGCAGGUCGGAUGGAGUAGACGCCCCAGGAGGCCACCAGGACGUGGAGUCAGGCACGGUGGCUGGGCAGGCCCUGAGCUGCUCCCACGCGGCCGCCCUGAGGGGCCCCUCCGGGCAGAGCCAGGAUGCCCACCUCAGCAGCCCUUGCCAGCCCUCAUUCCUGGGAGAGCCCACCUCGGCUUCCAUCCUGGUGCUCGCCGUCUACCUGGAACAGGAGGGCAUCACGGGAGCCCUGGCCACCCCCUCUGGGCUGGGAAGCUCUCUAGCGUCUGCUGUGGCGCAGAAGGCAGCUCCCCCUCCCCCCAGCCCACGUCUCAGCCUCCCUCCAUCUCCCCGCCCCCAGCCGGCCAGGCCACCUGUGCCGGGAAGCCUCCCCACUCCCACCAAGCCCCCUGGCCUGCACUCCCCACCUCCCACGCACAGCCCAGGGUCCCUGACCACAGGGGCUACAAGGGAACACCCCCCCCCCCCGCCCCCGCCGGAGCUGUUCCAGGCAGAGCUGAGCACUGAGAGGCUCUCCACCCACGCCAGGCCCCAUCCCCCCACUCGUCUGGAAGUGAAGGCCCAGGGGACUGGGGGGCUGCUGGCGGUCGGAGGAGUUGGUGCCUUAGGAAGGGGAUCGCCAGCCUGUCCCAUCGACGGGAGCCUGUCCGAGGCUGGGGGGUUGGGACGCCCGGCCUCCAUGUCCGAGAACGGACCCUCUGUGGUCUUUGUCCUGAUUUUUCUUAAUAAACGGUGCUAUCCCCGCCA